Messenger RNA from Rana temporaria (common frog), 1707 nucleotides. RefSeq lists its product as uncharacterized. The transcript is spliced from 2 exons. Bases 285 to 1394 code for a protein of 369 amino acids. Lineage: Eukaryota; Metazoa; Chordata; Amphibia; Anura; Ranidae. The record is from RefSeq and is a predicted model, not a curated record.
UCACAGAACAUACAUUAUUGGAAGAUGCAGUAACAGAGCUCUAGGUGUUCACCCAUGUCUUGGGGCUUAAACUGAGAACACAAAAAUUGUAACUGUAAACCUGCCACUGGUUAUGACACCCUGCUACUGAUCACACAGGUAGACGUACUUGCAUUGUUUCCAUCAUAGUCAUCUAGAUCUGGGUGUAGCCUUUACUCUCCUGUGUAUAUAAUCCCUCACAGUGCUGGAGCCAUGAACAGACAGAGACGACACGUUAGAGAACCCUCAACAGGCAAGCACAAGGCAUGGCAGAGAAUAAUAUUUGGAAACCAAAGCUAGGGACAUUUAUUGGUCUGCUAGGAAUUGAGUACAAUUAUGUGCUUGGACAGUUUUUAUCCCUUGAAGACGUUGCCAGUAUUUUUUCUGCUAAUAAUGAAAAUCAUAAAAGAAUUGCGGUAACACUUAAAAAAGUAGAAAGUCACCAUUAUGAACAUAUGCAGGUACCAAUUCCAGUCUAUAGUGUUAAGCAUGUCGCCACGAAGACAGACUUGGAAGGAAUUUGGGGUGAAGAUGGAUUUAGAACAAUAAGUAAUAAAGAGAGAGAGAAACCUCCAUGGAUAAUUGAAGAAAGACCUGAAUUCCAAGAUCUGUUGUACUGGAGCGCAGAUAUCUCUUCAGAAGAUCUUGAGAAAGCCCGCCAACAGGCAUAUGAGAAAGUGAGUAAGGUCGUUGACCCAAAAGAUCCAAGAAUGUUUUCAGGAGAAUUAAGAGAACAAUUUGGCAACUCUCCGGCUUUUCGAGAAUCUGUUUCCCGUUACGGUAAUUUCAAGUUUUCCUUCCCAUUACAUGACCUUCUAUCUUGGUACAAGGAUCAGCACUGCGGAGGUGGGGAGCCUCAGAUGAGGAUUCUGGGUACUGAGCUCUACAAGCUGGAGAUCGCCCAUUAUAUUGUAGUGCACAGUCCUGAUACCGACAAGUUCAAUGAUUUCACCGAGGUGCCCACUGUCCAGGGAAGUUCUGAUCCUUUGCCCUUUGUGUACCGGAUGGAUGGGACAUUGUACUGGAGACCGGAGUCCACCACCAUCCCUCUCAAAGUAAUGGUUUCUAAAGAUGGUGUUGUCCGUAAAGAGUGCUACCAGCCCUGUGCGUUUUUUAAAAAUGAUGGUACCUGCUUCCAUACUGAUGAUGGAACCUACGGCGUGUGGAACCAUCUGAUUUUGGCUUUUCAUCUCCCUAACGGCCACCUGAAGAUUCCUAAAGAGCUGCUUAUACAGAACCUGACCGCCUGUAAAAGAGAUGACAUCUAUUUGAAAAAAGAAUGUCUGCCUAGAGAGGAGGCAGAGGAGGUCAUCCAGGAAUUAAAGGAAGAAGUUCCUAAACAGCCCAUGUUUAUAACGGAUCAGGUGGAAGGCUGAGUAACCAAAGACCUGGAUGGAUUGUACACAUCAAUAUAUCGUAACUUCUACUGUUUAUGUGGUUACACUGAUGUAACUUUAUAUAUAUAUAUUUUUUUUUUGUAUCAUUGGAGAGAUUGUGACAUCCUCCAUGCUUCCUUCAAACAGUGUCUUUGUAGAAUUAGGCUGCUGUAAUAGUAAACUACAUUUCUGCAAUGUAAUUUUAGUGCUUCAAUGUCGAUAUUUUGUAUUUUGUAUAAUAACUCAAAUGUUUUAUUUUAAAAAGUGAUCAGUAGAAAUGAAUACGUGAAUAUAAAUAAAUACAAUUAUUGAA